AUGGCAGACCCGGCUCGGAUAAAGACUGAAUCCAACUCUGAGCAAUCAUUGGCUGCUGGAGAAAGCCCUAAAACCGAAGACACUGAAGAAGUGCCCGUGACCUCUGCAGACACUGAAUCAAAAGAUACAUCCUCACAAUCAAUCAUACACGAAAACAAACAGGUCAGUGUGUUGGAAUAACUAUAACUUAUAAAGAGUGUCAUGAUAUAGAAAAUGGCCCCAAAAGUACUGGAACCCUACAACAACCUUCCAACAGAGCUCACGAGCCGCAUUCAAGAUAUAGUCAACUAUUUGUUACAUCUUCCGUACAAUAUCUACAAUCCUCUGUUUACUUUGCAUGACCUGCUGAAGGACUCUGUGGCUGAGGAUGAGGGAACCGCAGGUCAUCCUGCUUCCAAAAAGCUGAAAGUAGAGCCUGAGAAGAAAAAGGACAGGCGCCAAAAGGUUGACGAGGAUGAGAUACAGAAGAUGCAGUAAGAUUCAGAUACUGUACAUUCUAUUAACAAAGUGUUUGUGUGGUAACUGCACAAAGAUAUUUGUUGCAAGCAUUCGUACAUGACAAAUUUUCCCUCUCGUGUUGUCCAGGGUUUUAGUCUCCUCCUUUUCCGAGGAGCAGCUUAACCGCUAUGAGAUGUACAGACGCUCGGCCUUCCCCAAAGCUGCUAUCAAGAGGGUAAGACCUUUAGGCAGUUGAAUGUAAUAUUUCAGUUCAAUUUCAAAUCAACAAAUUCACUGAUGCAUGUAUGCUGUAUUUCAACAUAUGUUGUCUUUACCUGGUUGAUACAGCUGAUACAGUCCAUCACAGGAUCCUCAGUCUCUCAAAAUGUGGUUAUCGCCAUGUCCGGUAUUUCCAAGGUCUUUGCUGGAGAAAUAGUGGAAGAAGGUGAGUAAGGGACAUCACUGGGUUAAUAUUGACCAGACAUGAGAUCUUGAUUGUCUUGCAUCUCCACCAACAAAGACUUUGAGGCAUUUUGACUACUGACAUGCUUCUGUUUGGCCCUGCAGCUCUGGACGUGUGUGAGAAGUGGGGGGACAUGCCUCCCCUGCAGCCCAAGCACAUGAGGGAGGCUGUCAGGAGGCUGAAGAGCAGAGAGCAGAUCCCCAAUAUAAAGCACAAGAACAUUCUCUUCCACUGA
Messenger RNA from Coregonus sp. 'balchen', 1136 nucleotides. The record is from the annotation of a GenBank genome assembly. NCBI's taxonomy places the organism in Eukaryota, Metazoa, Chordata, Actinopteri, Salmoniformes, Salmonidae.